This is a messenger RNA of Nematostella vectensis (starlet sea anemone), 2015 nucleotides long. Its product is annotated as COMM domain-containing protein 5. The transcript is spliced from 7 exons. The record is from RefSeq and is a predicted model, not a curated record. Gene Ontology annotation, cellular component: nucleus. Lineage: Eukaryota; Metazoa; Cnidaria; Anthozoa; Actiniaria; Edwardsiidae. The coding region runs from base 28 to 693 and encodes 221 amino acids.
AGGAACUAGUGCGAGCAUACAUUCAAGAUGGCGGGUCGCGAAAGGAGCACUUCUGCCGUUGUCGACACAUUCGUAGAAAACUCGCUAUUCUUCGGGCCUCGAGUUCCAGAAGAAGUUAAGCGAAUGAUUCCGCACCUCAAGCAUAUGGAAAAGCUGCAAUUUAGGAAGGUUUUGCAAGUGAUAGUUGCUUCCCUUGAAGGCUUAGAACCAGAAGAGAAUAUCAUUGCAUCUCUGAGUACUGGCAAACUGCCGGAGGAUUCAAUCUCUGCAGUGUUCUCUGGGUUGUACACUCUCCUAACAAGUGCGCUAAGACUUCCAUUGAAAUCUCUCAAAGCUGAACAAUUCAAAGCAAAUCUAACAGAAAUAAGAAUACCACCAGAAUUCAUUCCUGAUAUAUCCAGUGUAGUCUUUGGAGAAAAGCGGCAACAAUUAGAGAAAAGAGCUCUUGAGAAUAGAUGUAGAUUGCCUAAACUAGAUGCCCUUCGCUGGAGAGUGGAUGUAGCAAUUUCAACAAGUGCAUUAAACAGAUCACUAGAGCCAUCCAUCAUGAUGGAGACCAAACUAAGUAAUGGAGAGACUCAUACUUUUGAGGUUCCAGUUACCAAGUUCCACCAGCUAAGAUACAAUGUAGCUUAUGUACUGAAAGAGAUGGAAGACGUAGAGAAGAAAAAUAUAUUGAAGAUCCAAGAUUAGAUUAUUGAAUAGCUGUGGGUUCAAUUCUAAUGCAAAUUCCCCACUUCAUAUCUUUGUAAAUCAGCUACUACUCACAGGGAAAAAGUUAGAUUGUGUUUCUUUAUUUGUAACCUGUGAAGAUAGUGUGUAGUCUAAGGUUUUGCCUUUACAAUAAUGAAAUUUUGUAGAUUUUUUUAGCAUGGAUGAAUACUAAAUUGAUUACACAAAAAUACUUGACAACCAGGAUAAAUCCCAAAAAAAGUACUACAAAAACAAUGUAUAGAUUUACAGAUAAAUUCCAACGAAAUUAUUCUAUUUUAUUGUGAAUCUUUGAAAAUGAAAAAGAAACCCCGCUCCCGGUCGGUUCCCACAUGACCAUGGUGAUGAAAUGAACAUUAUAAACGGAACUAAUGGAACAGUCGACAGGAAAAAUGGAACGGAAGCCAUUUCGUAGUAGUGAAAUUAUUCUAUUUUAUUGUGAAUCUUUGAAAAUGAAAAAGAAGGAAACACCGCUCCCGGUCGGUUCCCACAUUACCAUGGUGAUGCAAUGAACAUUUUAAACGAACUAACGGAACAGUCGACAGGAAAAAUGGAACGGAAGCCAUUUCGUAGUAGUGAAAGUCGAAAAUUAAAAAACUCAAAUCAAGACGCUUUUCGUAAAUCAGUCAAAAUCUUAAUAAAAGGAGAUGUCUCUACUGGGGUUGUUGCAUAUUUUAAUGUCAUUUAUUUUUCAUUUGUAUGCAUAAUGUGCUAAAUGUCCCUGAAUAUCACACCUGAUUGGCUUUAUGCAUUGUGAUUACCAUAACCCAUUCAAGUGUCGCGCCUCUAGGAGUGUCUAGCUCUACCGACUUCAAGCAAAAACCCUGAACACUUGCAGCCAGCUCUUUCUUGCAAUUUGCCUAUCUAGCAAGCCUGUCCAUCCUGAGCCAUGAAUAUUCUUUGGGCUAUCAUCUGGUUUCUCGUGUUAUGGUUUGUCGGGUGGCCGAUAGGUUUCUUCUGUGCCGGCUGGUACGUGUGCUUAUCUCCGUUUGAAGCUUGUAUCGACGCUCUCAAAGGUUUGACCGAGCUUCUGAUGAAAGGAGUUAUGUUGCCUCUUGAAGUCGCCAAGCACAUGGUCGAGGGCAAGUCGGGCUGGUGAUGGCGGACCACGGACAUUUUAACAAAUCUUUAUUGGCACCUAUCACCACAAGUUCUGUCACAUACAAAACGUUUUCUACAAUAUACACUACCUAUAUCCCGCAAAUAACUUCUUUUUUCUACACUAGUCAUGUAAAAAUUCAUUUUUUUACAAAUACAAGAAUGUAAAUAUAUUCCUUUCCGAUUAAAAAUUCUUAGACAGCUCA